This is a messenger RNA of Etheostoma cragini (Arkansas darter), 1244 nucleotides long. RefSeq names its product TEN1 subunit of CST complex (gene ten1). Gene Ontology annotation, cellular component: CST complex. NCBI's taxonomy places the organism in Eukaryota, Metazoa, Chordata, Actinopteri, Perciformes, Percidae. Gene Ontology annotation, biological process: negative regulation of telomere maintenance via telomerase. The record is from RefSeq and is a predicted model, not a curated record. Gene Ontology annotation, molecular function: single-stranded DNA binding; telomerase inhibitor activity; telomeric repeat DNA binding. The coding region runs from base 106 to 504 and encodes 132 amino acids. The transcript has 3 exons.
GUAAAAACCAAAGACAGACAUCGUCAACAGCGCUUUACUUACGUUAUUCAAAUAUUUCACUGUGUUUCACUAUUCUCUUAAUACGUCCAUGUUUUUUUCCCCACGAUGCUUCCCGCAGCUGCAGUUUUUCAUUUUCCCUGGGAAAUAAACUCUGGAGCAGUGCAGGAAGGAGAUUCAGUGAGAGUAUUUGGCAGACUGGUCUGCUAUCUGCCUGAGCAGUCCAGAGCUACACUGUCAGCACAGCAUGCUUCUAAAGAGCACCACGUGGCUGUCCACACCUUGUUUGUGGAGCCUUUUCACUCAAUAAUUGGGGCCCAAUACUUAGUUCUGGGUGAGAUUGAAAAAGCUGAGGGGGUUGGUGUGAUGGUGCGUGCCCGUGUGCUGAACUGCGUUGAUGGUGUAAACGUUGCACUUCUACAGAAAGCCAUCAAUGAGCAAAGGAGCUUCUUUGGGGAGAGGGAGUGCAAACAGGGUGAUGGUACACUCCCUGCACAUGAAACCUGAUCAGGGUCUCCCACGUUUUCCAGGGUGCUCGUUGACUAUCAGAACUACAGUGCUGCUUCCUGAAGCUGUUUGCCAAGUUUCAGUUGAGUACUGUUGUGUGAGCUCAAGUUAAGACCGUCUGGUUAACUCUAAAAGACGGUUUAUAUGACUAUCUGGUCUACCUCUGACCAUAAAAGUUUAUUAGUACUGGGGUUUGCCAUUUGACAAUUAAGGUCCCAAAUGAACGGAUUGACAUCAAGGCUUCAUAUUUGGUCAAUGAAGAAUUAAUAGCAGAUGUUUUGGCCUAUGAAUAUGGUACACAUUUUAGCCAUGUCUCUGUGUUGAGAAAUUAUGUUUUUUCAGUGCUACCCUUUCAUAUGGUGGGUGUUACCAGUGUCAACAUUAUUUAUGUACUUUGUGGUCUGAUAUCUUUCGAAAAUGCUUUAAAAAUUGUUACAACAGAUAUUUCGUGUAUGGGUCAUGGAAUAAAGACUAAGUAAAGAAUUACAAAAAACAAACUAUAUUCCACUCAUAUUAAAAUGGCAAAGGUUUUAAAUUUUACACAGAUGUAUAAAUCUAUUCUUUGUACGUUGUUGUUGUGACGGACAAUUUAAAAGAUGACUAUUAGGUUAUCUAUUAGAAACGUUUUGGCUAUAGUUUUGGCUUUUACAUAGAUAAGGACUUGCACUGAAGCUCCAUUAGCAGAAUUAACAUUUAAUUCUUUUGAAUUGAACUAUGAAACAUGUUACAACCAUACAAUU